This is a messenger RNA of Mizuhopecten yessoensis (Yesso scallop), 2896 nucleotides long. Its product is annotated as tankyrase-1-like. NCBI's taxonomy places the organism in Eukaryota, Metazoa, Mollusca, Bivalvia, Pectinida, Pectinidae. The transcript has 2 exons. Gene Ontology annotation, molecular function: protein binding. The coding region runs from base 712 to 2781 and encodes 689 amino acids. The record is from RefSeq and is a predicted model, not a curated record.
GUAACAUAGCUUUGGGGAAAUAGGCAUAGCAACCCGCCAUAUCUCUUUAACACUGGGCAAAAAGAGGAUUGUAUCAUCACUUUUGUGAGGGCUUGUUUACUGCCGAGCGAACGUUUCAGUAUUGCUAAAAGGUUCUUAUUCAGUGACAUUAUUUAAAUAUUAUAAAUUUAUUCAAUAUUAAAAGAAAAAAACAAUCAUUGUAUUUUAUUUUUAUAAUCCUAAGUUAUUCAUCAACAAUUAAACAAAUCAUAUUUUGAUAUUAAACCUAGACUUUUUCAAUCAUGUAAUAGAAGGCAACUUGGCUCAAAAUGGGCCGAACAAAUGUGCAUGCUGUCAGGGUUAAACCCCGAAUCACACCGAUUUACGGCUGCUAUCAAUGUUGACCGCCAUUCCGCAUCUUUGGGAAAGCCAAAGUAAAAUAUUGUUUUACCCCUGGAGCAAACCGGAAGUUGCUUCCUAUACCACCCGGUGGGGGCGCUGCGAACAUCGGGAAGCUCCUUGGUUGAUUAUAGAGCGUGACGUCAUGGAGUCGGCGGUCCCGUUAAUUUAGGUCUAUGGUUUUAUAGUUUAGUGUAUGUAUGGUAAAAUCAAGAGAAACCCGCAUGUAUACACAAACUUGGAAAUUCCUGUCCUAAAAAUAGAACAGACGCCUAACAAGAAAUCGCGUUCCGUUUUUGGCAGAGCUCUAUGGUAAUGCGUGCCUAAUGAAAGAUGGAGAAGUUGAUAUCUAAAGCGGUGAUCUAUGAUCCGAACAAGGAUGACCGACCACCAUACGAGGUUAGCCUCCAAAUCGACGACAGGCUAGAUGUUGAAGCGUUCCAUCACAGACCUUCCCGGAAGCCGCCAUUGGAGGGUGAAGAACUGGAUGCGUCAGAAGACAGGAUUUAUAAGUUACAUAUGUACCAUGAGACAGAUUUUGUUCUGCUUAUGUACGGUUUUAUGAAUGACAAUAAGAUAGAUCUUAACACAAUAACGGAGACAGAUUUGGAUUCAAAAGUUGAUAACGUGACCUGGUACGACUUCAAGUCCAUGUGCAUCUACUCGGGUGUAAAGAAGCACCAAUUUACCCGUGGAGGAAUCAAGGAAGCAGCCGAGAGGUUAACUAGCCACUAUGCGGAUCAAGAUAUAGGACCGUUCACCGUGAAGAAUCCAGAUAACACCUACCGAGUGCUGGAUCCAGAAUAUUUGGAAUUCAGCAUGCUUUAUUACUAUGGUCGCCACAACAUGUGUAUGCUUGUACGAGUCGUUCCGUGGCAGGCUAUGUUUCAGCACGUCUUUCCGGGUGAUAUGGAACCAAUGUAUCUACCCGAAAUAUGCCAAGGCAGAAAGUAUGAUGAGAUGUCAUUGGAAACAAGAGAUUGUAUGCUGGCAUCUAAACGGAUGCUGCAGGAUAUUCUAAAUGGUUUUGUUAAUGAUUUGGCGACAUCCCCCUUCUUCUACAGUCAUACAAUGAAAAACCAGUUCUUCAAGUUCAUCCAAAAAGAGGGAGACCUAAAUGAAGUAUUCGUAGCUGUUGACAAAUUUUCAAAACCAGGACGGCCGAAAACUUUCUUAUACUGUCUUGUUGCAAAUGCGAAACCAAAUCUGGAUUUCCUAGACCAGGUGUUGACACGUUUCUUGAAAAGCAAACUGUCAGAAAAAGAGAAGAAUCUACAGAUAAUAGCGUCCUGUGCUGCAGCCUGUCGUUGGGGCCAUGUCCUUAUCUAUGAGAAACUCAGUAGACUGAUAAAAAAGCCAACAUUUGAGAUGCUGAGGAAAACAGUUGUGGGAGGAAAUGUGGAUAUUAUGCGUAGCAUAGUCCGUGACUACAACUGGAGCGAAAAGGAGUCCAGGUCAGCAAUGGAAUGGGCAUGCUUCCUAGGUUUGGAUAGUAUGGUGAGGGUGCUACAGGACCAGGGUAUCCGCUUUUCAGACAGAUGUCUCUACGUCACGGCUUUCGGAGGCAAUAUGGGCUUGUUCUUUGAAAUCUGCAGCGAAGGCGUUGAUUUUGAGACAAAAUUCAAAGACGGUCAGACAGUUCUUCACAUCGCUGCUGAAAAAGGCCACUUUAGCAUUGUGGAGUUCUUAGUUCAUAGGGGAGGUGUGGAUGUCAACACCGAAAACUCUGACCGUGCGACUGCGUUGGAUCUUGCAUUAAGAAAUGGUCAUUUGGAAGUGGCGGAUACGUUGUUGGAUGGGGGAGCUAAUGCAGAUCAUCAAGAUGCCCGUGGAUCAACUCCAUUACACAAAGCGUGUGCCUCGGGUAACAUGCAGCUUGUGGAGAGGAUACUGUCCACUGGAUGUAGCGUGGAUCUACUGGACAACACUGGGAGGUCUGUUCUACAUAAAGCGGCAUAUGGUGGUAGUUUGGAUGUAAUACAACGUAUCCGCCAACUUGGAAACAAGGUGGAUUUGCUGGAUAAAUAUGGAAGCUCGGUGGUGCACUAUGCUUCUAUUCAAGGACAUUUGCAUGCUGUCGAACAUUUUGUCAACGACUUCCCGGCUCUGAUCGCUCAAGGAAAUGCAAAUAGAUGGAAUCCAAUUGCCUGUGCUGCGUUUGGGGGACAUUUUCCCGUGUUAGACUUCUUGAAAAGAAACCAUGCAGGCAUUCUGGUGGUGACAUCUCAGGGAAAGAAUGCGAAACAGCUGGCAGAGGAGGGCUUGGCCUUCAGAGAGUCAAACGAAAAAUAUUACAUGAAAGAGUUUGAAGAGUAUGUAUCUUUUGGAAGCGUUGAACGUUUUAAUCAAGUGAUCGAAGCACUUAGUGAUGUUACGCGUCAGAUAGAGUCUGAUGACUAUUAAUACCAAUUUGUGUCAUACAAUAUUUCGACAUAAACUCGAUAAACACUGGAAAAGUGGAUAUUUUAGCAUUGUGGAAAUCGUGAAUAGUACAUAUAUGAAUUAUAUAGGUUAUAGA